GCCGGGAGCGGCGCCCUGCACCUCCUAUUCGUCGCCUCAUGGCGGCCCGCAAGGCUGAGCGGAGCGCAGGCCCGAGGAGGCCCGAGGCGGGCUCCGAACUCCAGGCCGCACCCGGGGCUCCGCAGCUGGCUGGGACUUGCAGGGACCCAGCGGGGCGCGCUGACGCCCGAGCCCGCCGGCCUCGCACGCCGCUUCCCGUCCCUCUCCGCUCACUAGCCGCUCGGAUUUGCAGGGAGAGUCGGCGGUGGCCCGGUUUCUCGGUGCCCGCGGUGGGAAGGUGGUGGUUGGUCAAAGAAAAAGUGAUGUACGAAAAAGAGGCAAAACAACAAGAAGAAAAGAUUGAAAAAAUGAGAGCUGAAGAUGGUGAAAAUUAUGACAUUAAAAAGCAGGCAGAGAUCCUACAAGAAUCCCGGAUGAUGAUCCCAGAUUGCCAGCGCAGGUUGGAAGCCGCAUAUUUGGAUCUUCAGCAGAUAUUAGAAAGUGAAAAAGACUUGGAAGAAGCUGAGGAAUAUAAAGAAGCACGUUUAGUACUGGAUUCAGUGAAGUUAGAAGCCUGAAACUUUUCUCGUAUGGGGUGGUUUUUGCAUUAAAUCCUGGGGUCCAUUUUACAAUCCAUUAUUUUUAACCACUGCUGUGUGUUCAAGUAGUAUGAGAAUGUGAUUGUUUUUAUCUGGUUACAUAUAUAUUUCUUUGUCUAAUUUAAUAUGUCAAAUAAAUGAGUUCAUCUAAUAAAAUUGUUUAUUUUAUACUUUACAAAA
Symphalangus syndactylus (siamang) is the source of this 758-nucleotide messenger RNA. It is a transcript of the gene TBCA, whose product is annotated as tubulin folding cofactor A. The record is from RefSeq and is a predicted model, not a curated record. Gene Ontology annotation, biological process: tubulin complex assembly; post-chaperonin tubulin folding pathway. Gene Ontology annotation, molecular function: beta-tubulin binding. Gene Ontology annotation, cellular component: cytosol; microtubule cytoskeleton. NCBI's taxonomy places the organism in Eukaryota, Metazoa, Chordata, Mammalia, Primates, Hylobatidae.